This is a messenger RNA of Geosmithia morbida, 1626 nucleotides long. Its product is annotated as 3-hydroxyphenylacetate 6-hydroxylase. Gene Ontology annotation, molecular function: oxidoreductase activity, acting on paired donors, with incorporation or reduction of molecular oxygen; iron ion binding; monooxygenase activity. The record is from RefSeq and is a predicted model, not a curated record. The transcript has 4 exons. NCBI's taxonomy places the organism in Eukaryota, Fungi, Ascomycota, Sordariomycetes, Hypocreales, Bionectriaceae. Bases 1 to 1626 code for a protein of 541 amino acids.
AUGGCAUCUCAGUAUAACCUGGAGGAUCUUUUCUGGAAGGCCCUGUCGGCAUCGGCGCACAUCUUUACCCUUGCCAGUGUUUUCCUGGUGCUCUAUCUGGUCUGCAACGAAUACCUGCGCUACGUCGGACGCAUAAAGAACCUUCCUGGGCCACGAGGUAUUCCCGUCGUGGGGAAUCUUCUGCAGCAGAGAAGAGAAGCACUUGGAGCUGCCGAGGUCUACCGGCAAUGGGCACAGACGUACGGCCCUGUGUUCCAGAUCCAGCUUGGAAACGUGACAGCCGUCGUCGUCAACAGUGUCGAAGCGGCCAGGCACCUGUUCGUCGGCCAGCGCACGGCAGUCAACUCGCGUCCAAUUUUCCACGUCUUCCACAAGCAGGUCAGCCGGGCCGUCACGAGUAUCGGUACAAGUCCUUGGGACGAAUCGUGCAAGCAGCGUCGGAAGGUGGCUGCCACGGCCCUCAACCUCGUCAAGAUACGAGGCUACGCACCCAUCGUCAACCUCGAGUCUAGGGAGUUUAUCAGGGAGAUCCUCGACGAGAGUCGUGGAGGAACAGUCGACGUCGACUUCCGACUCCCUGUAAAGCGCUUCUCCCUCAACCUCGUCUUGACGCUGAACUACGGAACACGCGUGUCUUCCCAAGCCAAGGCUCUCAGCGAGGACCCUCUCCUUGCAGAGAUAAUCCACGUUGAGUCGGAAAUAUCAAAACUUCGAGACACUGCCAACAACUAUGCCAAUUACAUCCCCUUGCUGCGCUACAUCGGCCCUCUAGCGUCUCUGAUCAGCAGAGGGUCUUCGCCCGCCUACGCUGCUGACAUCGGCCGCAGACGUCUCGAAUACAACAGCCUGCUACUCAAUCAGCUCAAGGAGCGUGUGGCGCGUGAUGAAGACCAACCGUGCAUCCAAGGAGCUGUUCUGCGAGACCCUGAAUCCGCUACGCUCUCUCGAGAGGAACUGAUAAGUGUCAGCUUUAGCAUGAUGGCGGGAGCCGAGUCGAACCAGCCAACGCUGGCAUGGGCCAUUCUUCUACUGGCUCAUCGCCAAGACAUUCAGGAGAAGGCCUACCGAGCUAUCCAGGACGCAGACGUCGCUUACCUGCCGUCUGACCAAUAUGCCAGCACGCACGUCCCGUACGUAGAGGCUCUGACAAAAGAGGUGAGCCGGUACUAUACAGUCCUCAAGCUGGCUCUGCCCAAAGCAACGUACUCCGAAGCGACGUGGGGCAACGCCGUCAUUCCGCCCAACACACCCGUCUUCCUCAACAGCUGGGCGUGCAAUCGAGAUCCCAUCACCUUUUCGGACCCGGACUCUUUCAAACCUGAGCGUUGGCUGCCGGGGUCACCCGAGGAGCAUGCGCCCCAGUUUGCGUUCGGAUUUGGAGGCCGCAUGUGCGUCGCCUUCCUCCUGGCCCACAACGCCCUCUACACCGCGUUUCUGCACAUGAUUGCCAGGUAUCACAUCCUUCCCGCCGAAGGGCAGACGGCCGAGGCCAUGGACGCUCUCGAGGGGUUGGAACCUGGGGUGUUCGUCGCAACACCGAAGCACUUCCAUGCUCGGUUCGUUCCUAGGGAAGGGCCUGAAAAAUUGCAGGCAUGGUUGGACCAUCCGGAUUCUAAGAUGGACUAA